GUACGUAAAACAUUACAGCAACUCAAGCAAACACACCCUUGUCUCUUCUCUCCGAUACCGAAAAUGCGAGUCACCCUACACCGUCCGAUCAUCUCCUCUCUCUUCUCAUCCCUAUCUCUCCGCCUCAUCUCCACCGUCGAUCACCACCCAAAAACCCUAACACCUCCACCAUCAUUAUCCGAUGAACUCCCAACCCGAACCCGAACCCGAACUCCAUUAGAGAAACAAUUCGAAUCAUGGAUCAACAAUCUCAAACCCGGAUUCACACCAACCGACGUAAACCAAGCCUUAAAAGAACAAACCGACCCGGAUUUAGCCCUAGAUAUAUUCCGUUGGACCGGUCAACAACGUAACUACAAACACAACCACGUCACUUAUUUAACCAUGGUUAAUAUCGCAGUUACAAGUAAGCGUUAUCGCGUUGCCGAAACCCUAGUUGAAGAAGUUCUAGCUGGUGCUUGUCCACCUAGUCUCCCUUUAUAUAAUUCAAUGAUUAAAUUUUGUUGUGGUCGUAAAUUCUUAUUUAAUCGUGCAUUUGAUAUUUACAAGAAAAUGACAAAAUGUGAAGAUGCUAAGCCUUCAUUAGAUACUUAUAAUUUGUUACUGAAUGCACUUUUAAGUAAAUUUAAUAAGUUACACGUUUGUUACGUGUAUUUACAUUCCGUUCGAUCGUUACAGAAGCAAAUGAAGUCUUUCGGGGUGAUUCCGGAUACAUUUGCAUUGAAUAUGAUAAUUAAAGCUUAUUCUAAGUGUCUUGAGGUUGAUGAAGCUAUUCGUGUUUUUCGUGAAAUGGGGUUGUAUGGAUGUGAGCCUGAUGCGUAUACGUAUGGGUAUAUAGCGAAAGGGUUGUGUGAGAAGGGGAGAGUAAAUCAAGGGCUUGAAUUUUUUAAGGAAAUGAGGAAUAAAGGGUUUGUUCCUAAAGGAUCUACUUAUAUGAUAUUGGUUUGUAGUCUUGCUUUGGAGCGUCGGUUUGAGGAUGCCACUGAGGUGGUGUUUGAUAUGUUGGAUAAUUCGUUGUCGCCUGAUCAGCUUACUUAUAAAACUGUGAUGGAAGAAUUGAGUAGGGAAGGGAGAGGAAAUUAUGCGUUUGAACUUCUCGAAGAAUUUAAGAAGAGGGAUAGCUUAAUGAAUGAGAAGACUUACAAGUCUCUGUUGAAUACUUUAUAUUUUUCUAAUCAGGAUUGAGUAUCUAGUUUGAUAUGUUUAUGUUUUCAGUAUUGAUCAAUUGACGUAUGUAAGUGCAUCUUUUGCUCGCCUGAUGGACGAAAAAGUUGUUUAUCAGCAAUUAGAAUUGGAUUUCUGUUCAGAGUCAUCUUUUUCCACCAUAGCACAUAUGAGGUGAAGAAAGCCUUAUCAAUUAAUUUGCAUGCCUAGAUAAUGACAUAGCUGAAUCAUGCCCACUACCUGGUCGAGGGGGCUGCAAUAUGAGUUUUUGGUUCAAGGAAUCAGAGUGAAUUUUCCUUCCGAAACACAGUAUUUUCAGCAUGCUUCUUUAUUUCGUGAAGUUUGGGCAACUGAGUAUCGUUUUCUGCAUUGCGCUUGUGAAGAUGGAUCAUUUUCACUUGGCCGUACUGGAAAGUUUUACAAAGUUGCUGAUUCAGUUGAUAACAAGUACAGAUGAUUAUUCUCUGAAACUGAUGCAAAGUUUUUUCCGGUUGUCAUGUAUAUUUAGAACUAUGUGGAACUAUGAAUCAGAUGCUAAAAUGGAGAAACACGUCACUGAACAGUGAUUGACAGUAAUUGAAGACAAAGUCUGGCCACUUAGAAUUCUUGAUAUAGAUUCAAGUCGAAGAUACUGUUGGGCAUGGAAUGACAGAGUUUCAAGGAAAAAAGAGCCAGAAAUCUCAUGAUGCUGACUAAAAUGAACAAUGCAAUUAAAGGUUGGUCUAAACGGCUGAUUUGUUGGAUACUAUAUUGGUUCUUGCUUAGUGCCUCCAUCAUGCCAGUAGACAGUUGGCUAAAUCAUGAAGUGCUUUUCAUCUGCCUGGAAACUGGUUUAUUGCUGCCCAUAGUUUAUGAGCAACAUGGAGAGUAAGUAUUCAUAUAGCUGAGCUCAACUUGGGAUUGAGACGAAGUAGAUGUUGAUAGUAGGCUUACACCAGGAGCUGGAUGCCUGUUUUAUUAUUCUACUGGCCGACUGUGUGCAAUUCUGAAAAGGUAUUCCUUUUCUCGGACAAAGUUCAGACUCUGAAUUACUAUAUUAUAGUAGUCAUUCUUAUUGUCAAGGAGAUGUUAUUGAAACAUAGUAGAUUUCAACCCUGUAAACAUGAGAACUAUUUUGGAAGCUCAUCCAGCAAUGCUUUAGUGAAAUAAAGACAACGUUGAAGUAAA
Molecule: messenger RNA, 2331 nt
Organism: Lycium barbarum (goji berry)
Lineage: Eukaryota; Viridiplantae; Streptophyta; Magnoliopsida; Solanales; Solanaceae
Product: pentatricopeptide repeat-containing protein At3g25210, mitochondrial
Exons: 1
Coding region: 64-1185 (373 amino acids)
Molecular function (GO): protein binding
Source: RefSeq, a predicted model, not a curated record